Molecule: messenger RNA, 780 nt
Organism: Arctia plantaginis
Lineage: Eukaryota; Metazoa; Arthropoda; Insecta; Lepidoptera; Erebidae
Source: the annotation of a GenBank genome assembly
AUGGAUAUCGCGACAACAAGUGCACCGGGCGCAUCAACAGUAGCGCCGGAAGUUGGAAACUGGUUGACGAAUUUUUUUAUUCAGCAUGCAAGCCAAGGCAGCUUCUGGCAAGGUUUCCUGGCUUCCCUCUCCGUAGUCAUCGUCUCCGAGUUAGGCGAUAAGACUUUCUUCAUCGCUGCCAUCAUGGCGAUGAAACAUCCUAGGAUUAUAGUGUUUGCUGGCGCAAUUUCAGCCUUAGUGUUCAUGACUGUACUCUCAGCUGGUUUUGGCUGGAUAGCAACUGUUAUACCCAGAGUGUAUACAUUCUAUAUUAGUGCAGUUCUAUUUGCUAUAUUUGGUGUUAAAAUGUUGUAUGAUGGGUGGAAGAUGGAUCCUAAUGAGGGGCAAGAAGAGUUACAAGAAGUACAAAUUGAACUGAAGAGGAGAGAAGAGAGGGAAGACAAAGAAGAAUCCGAAGAAAUGUUAGAACAAGGUCGAGCUGAAAGGAAAAGGCGAAAACGAAACGAUGUCUUAAAGGUGUUACUACAAGCCGCCUCCUUAACUUUCCUCGCAGAAUGGGGAGAUAGGUCGCAAGUGGCUACUGUGGUUUUAGCGACAACGGAGAAUGCAGUCGGCGUGGUCGUCGGCGGCUCUUUGGGACAUUCUCUUUGUACCGGUCUGGCUGUCAUAGGCGGUAGAUUGAUCGCCUCUAAAAUUUCUGUUAGAACUGUUACCAUAAUCGGUGGUAUUGUAUUCCUGUUCUUCGCUGCGAGUGCACUUGUCAUGGGUCCUGGUGAAUAG